Messenger RNA from Aspergillus brunneoviolaceus CBS 621.78, 2187 nucleotides. RefSeq lists its product as uncharacterized. NCBI's taxonomy places the organism in Eukaryota, Fungi, Ascomycota, Eurotiomycetes, Eurotiales, Aspergillaceae. The record is from RefSeq and is a predicted model, not a curated record. Bases 1 to 2187 code for a protein of 728 amino acids. The transcript is spliced from 4 exons.
AUGGACGCCAAGAAUUCCCCUCACUAUCAGCCAACGGCGCGCUCUCUGGCUACCGACCACGAGCAGGUCCUGCCCCUGCUGGGAAAACAACCUGCGUGGACGACACCGAACGCUGUUCAUCCAGUUGCUAUUAAUAACCAUCCUUAUCCCCUGCUCCAUCAUCCAUAUACCUAUUCGAUCGCAACGCCCAUUCCUGGUCCAGUACCGGGUCCUGCGCCGCCGCUGCCACCAUCCCCGAUCUCAUCAUUACCACCGCAACAACAACAUCAACAACUACAACAUCAACUACAACAACCGCCGCCAUUGCCACCACAACCCUCCGCACCGGUCCACGGCAGCGCGCCACCCCUCCCGACUGCAGACUCAACCCGCCAAGAUGCAAACAAGAACGGAGUGACCAAGGCGCGCAAACCGCGCAAGACCAACAAUGCCUCGGGGGGGAAAUCAACGCUGUUCUGGGUGCAUACCGAUCCCAAAUCUGUGUCGGAAGGCACCAGAGAAGAGACUCUCAAGCGCAUUCGUUCUCAUGUGAUGUCCGAGCAUAAUCGCAAGAAGCGACUGGAAAACACCAAGCGGUACAAGAGCAAGACCUGGAAACACCUCGCUUUUCAACCGGUAGAGACAACCGCCUCCAGCUCGGCGGCGGCGGCAGCAACCUCUGCCUCUCCCACGAAUCCCUCACCUAAGCAAACCGUUACUGAGUCCUCUUUUGGGGCUCGAAUCACCUCCGAGUCGCCUCCCCCAUCCUCCUCCUCGUCAGCUUCAUCAUCACCCGAACAGCGGCAUCGAGAGGAACCGCAAAAUGCGUUGGUGGUCACGGAGGCGAGCAGUUACCCGGUUGUAUCAGCGGCAGCCGUGAACAGUUAUAGCAUUGACGCGCCAACGUCGAACGAAUUUUCGCCUGUGCAGGUGGCAUCUCCGUGGACUCUGGUGGGUCAGGGAGGCAGCGACCCUUUCAAUACCUCGCAUACGGUGUUAACGGACCGCAUGUCGGGGCACCUCCAACACUUCUUUGAGUUGACGCAGAUAUCAUACCCGCUGCAACGCCGGUAUGGGCCCAAGCUAAGGGCCCACUGGGCUGCGUUAGUCCAACAGGACCCAGCCUCGUUGCAUGCUUGCAUCUGUGUCGCAGCAUCCAAUACUGCUUUGUCGCAAGGAGAAUUGCCCCUGAGAGACCCGAAUGAGCGGCGAUCCAGUGCGCUACUUCUCGAUACGUUCCAUCAUCGAGGUGAAACAAUUCGCCUGGUCAACGAAGGUCUUUCUGACCCGAUCAAAGCGUCCAGUGACGAAUUGAUCGCUGCCGUCUCUAUUCUCCUAACCAUUGAGAUUGCUUCCGGCAAUGCUGAUUACCUGAAGAUCCACCUUGCCGGGUUGCGGCAGAUGGUUGGUAUGCGGAACACCUUCGCAGACGUGCCACCUGAUGUUCGAUUCCAGAUUACAUGGACGGAUAUUCGAGUCGCAUGCAUGGCUUCCACCAAGCCCAUAUUCCCUUUCAUUCGUUACGCCCGUCCUCUGCAUUUAGCGCUUCAGCCUCCCAGCAAAGAUCUUGAGCUUACCGCCUCGCGGUUGAUACAAUUAAUUGAGAUACCCGGCAUCUUCGGCGGUGCCAUGUCUAAGAUAAUAUGGGACCUGGUUGAGCUAACCUGGUACUGCGAAUGGAUCAAGAGUGGGCCAAGCUACCAAGACUUUGACGAGGAGACCGAGGAUUACUUCAACACCGAAGUGCUCCACGUUGAAUACGCCCUUCAUACGGAUCGCUUCACCGCCACCGGCGAAGUCAAGGGCGAUGCCACCAUCGAGGGCUGCGUUCGACUGGCUUGCUUGUUAUUCCACAACAACGUGAUCUGGAGUUUCUACCCGGCUGUCGCACCGGUCUUCCCCAAACCAAUCAUCAACCUUCGCCUGGCAUUAGAGUCGACGAUGAAAGCCGGGUAUUUCGAGCUGUGUCGCGACGUCUUGAUCUGGAUUCUAUUCAUCGGAGCCACCAGCUCCGGCCUGCUCCCGGAUCGAGCCUUCUUUGUGAAUGAGCUCGCAAUCGUGCUGAGGCAAGAAGGAAUCCAAUCGUGGCAGGAGCUCCGCGCACUUCUGCUGGGAUUUUUCUACGUGGACCGGUCCUAUCUCCAGCCGCUACGGGAGUUGUGGGAUGAGCUCCACACCAUGCCGGUCGUAUCGCCGGAGUGUAUAUAA